AUGUGUCGCAUAAUUGGGGGGAGGGGGGACAAGUGUUUGGGCAUCCCUGGCUUCUCCUUCUCCGCAAUCAGACUAUUCGGAUUAGGAGCGUGUGGAAAAAUGGUUGAAGAAAAAAAGAAACCGACAGGGGCCGAGGGAAAAAAGCCUGCUGCUACUCCCAAGGCCAAACCAGCUGCAGGUGCUACUUCCAAGGCUAAACCAGGUGCAGCUGCUCCUGCUGCAAGUACUGCUCCCAAGGCCAAAGGAGGUGCAACUGCAACACCAGCUGCCAAGGCUAAAGGGGGUGCGGCUACUGCAGCACCGGCUGCCAAGGCCAAAGGAGGUGCGGCUACUGCAACAGCUCCCAAGGGCAAAGGAGGCGCAGCUGCUGCAACACCAGCCCCCAAAGUCAAAGGAGGUGCAACUGCUACUCCCACUCCCAAAGCUAAAGCAGCUGCUGGUAAAGACAAACCUGCUACAGCUAAGGACAAAGCUGCCGCUACUGCUGCUAAGGCCAAGCCAGGUGCUGCCAAGGCCAAACCAGCUGCAGCUAAAGAUAAAACUGCCAAGGACAAACCUGCUGCAGCCAAGGCCAAACCGACUGCAGGCAAAGCCAAACCUGCUGUAGGUAAGGAUAAAGCAACUGCAGUCAAGGAUAAGGUGGCUAAAGGCAAACCUGCUGCAACUGCAGCCAAGGCCAAACUGGCUGCAGCCAAGGCUAAAUUGGCUGGAGCCAAGGCUAAAACAGCUGCAGGUGCUCCAAAAGGCAAAACAGCUGCAGCUGAUGGGACCAAAAGGACUAAAUUAAAGCGGCCAGCCUCUGCCAGUGGAGAUAAAAGAACUGGACCUGGAGCUAGCAAGAAAAAGAAGAUAAUCGUCUACCAAAAAAAGAAAGUUAGUAGUGAAGCCAAAAAAGGCACCAAGGAUGAGAAAACGGCCACACCCCGGACAAUCCCUAAAAUUCCUGAAUCUGUUUUGAAGAAGAGGAAGCUUAAACAAAUGCGUAUCACUUCACGUGCAAAGGCUGUUUUGAAGGAAAAGACACUCCGCAAAAAGAAGAGAAUGGUGAUGUUCAAGAGAGCUGAGAAAUAUGUCAAGGAAUAUCGUCAACAGGCACGUGAUGAAAUCCGUUUGAGACGAAUGGCUCGCAGGGCUGGAAACUUCUAUGUGCCAGAUGAACCUAAAGUUGCAUUUAUCAUGCGUAUCAGGGGUAUCAAUGGAGUUCACCCUCGCCCUAGAAAGGUGAUGCAGUUGUUCCGUCUUCGUCAAAUCAAUAAUGGUGUAUUUGUUAAAGUCAACAAAGCCACUCUACACAUGAUCAAAAUUUGUGAACCAUAUAUUACCUGGGGAUAUCCUAACUUGAAGAGUGUUAGAGAGCUUAUAUACAAGAGAGGAUAUGGAAAGAUUGACAAGAAACGUAUUCCUUUGACUGACAAUGCUCUCAUUGAAAAGAAACUUGGGCGGUUUGGUAUCAUCUGUAUGGAGGACUUGAUCCAUGAGAUCUACACUGCAGGCAAGCAGUUCAAACAUGCCUCAAACUUCCUCUGGCCCUUCAAGCUGAGCACCCCGCGUGGUGGCUGGGUACGCAAAUACAAUCACUACAAUGAUGGUGGUGAUUUUGGCAAUAGAGAAGAAAAAAUUAAUGCUCUCCUCAGAAAGAUGGUAUAA
Acanthosepion pharaonis is the source of this 1647-nucleotide messenger RNA. The record is from the annotation of a GenBank genome assembly. NCBI's taxonomy places the organism in Eukaryota, Metazoa, Mollusca, Cephalopoda, Sepiida, Sepiidae.